AUGAAAUUUAGCCAUCCUACAGGUCUGGUUGAUCGGAUUCGGUCUCAAGACAAUUCUGCUAAGAAGCCGAUGGUUACGCUUGAAUUCGCCAAAUGCCCAGACAAUUGCGGCUUGCCUACAAGCAUUGGUUUCGUCCGGUUGGCCUCUUCUGCCGGGCAGAAGCAAUCUUUGAAGGCAGCAGCGGUAUCUGGUGUAGCUGUUGAAGCUGUGUUGUACUGCACCAAUUCACAUGCCUCCUCUGCAGAUCGGUCGGCCAAGCUGUAUUGCGGCCCGACGGCUUCCCUACGUCCACCCCAGCAAGGAGGCAGAAUACGCGCAUUUACACAUACACCCAAACACAUACAGGCUGAGAUACAGACUAGACAGUCACAUGUGCCUUCAGGCGAGUAG
Molecule: messenger RNA, 390 nt
Organism: Protopolystoma xenopodis
Lineage: Eukaryota; Metazoa; Platyhelminthes; Monogenea; Polystomatidea; Polystomatidae
Source: the annotation of a GenBank genome assembly